AUGGACGUCGCUCGUACGUCCAUGAUCCAUGCGGCUGCUCCCCAUUUUCUGUGGCCGUUCGCGGUUCAGUACGCGGUGCAUCAGAUCAACCUUCAGCCCCGAGUCUCCUUGCCAGAGACCUCCCCCACCUUGCGGUGGACGGGGAAGGUUGGCGAUGCGUCUGCGUUUCGUGUCUGGGGAUCUCGGGCGUUUGUCCGCGACUUCUCUGCGGACAAGCUGUCCCCCCGUGCUGUUCCCUGCGUCUUCCUUGGUUUCCCCCCUGACGCGCCUGGUUGGCAGUUUUACCACCCCACCUCGCGCCGUGUUCUGUCCUCCCAGGACGUCACCUUUGACGAGUCGGUUCCCUACUACCGUCUCUUCCCCUACCGCACUGCGCCCCUCCCCCCGCCGCCGCUCUUCCUUGCGCCAGGACCCCCUCCGGUAGACCCUCUCCCCCCUCAGGGUCCUGCCCCGUCAGGUGUGUCCCAGGUAGACGCAGUCGAGCCUGUCGAGGUAGCUGUUCACUCUGGUGCUGCUAGGGGUGCUGAGCCUGCGGGUGCUGAGUCUGGGGGUGCUGAGCCUGGGGGUGCUGAGCCUGGGGGUGCGGAGCCUGGGGGUGCGGAGCCUGGGGGUGCUGAGCCUGGGGGUGCGGAGCCUGGGGGUGCUGAGCCUGGGGGUGCGGAGCCUGGGGGCGCUGAGCCUGGGGGUGCUUCGGGUACCUCGUCUCGGCGGGAGCUACCCUCUCCACAGGAGCUGCGCGAGUGGUUUGCCAGGCGCUGGAGUCGUGCUGCUGGAGCUGGUGGUGCUGCUGGUGCUGCUGACCCUGGGGUCGGAGCUGAAGGUGCUGGAGCCACUGGUCCUGGAGGUGCUCGUACUGGCGGUACUGGAGCUGCUGGGACUGGGGGUGCUUCUGGGGCUACUGGAGUUGGUCCUGCUGGAGGUGCUGCUGGUGCUGCUGGAGGUGCUGCUGGUGCUGCUGGAGCGUCCUCCUGA
Messenger RNA from Closterium sp. Naga37s-1, 972 nucleotides. NCBI's taxonomy places the organism in Eukaryota, Viridiplantae, Streptophyta, Zygnematophyceae, Desmidiales, Closteriaceae. The record is from the annotation of a GenBank genome assembly.